CAUGUUUCCGCCUCUUUCUGCAAUAAGAAAGAAUGCGAUUAAUUUAGGGGCAAUACCGGAUUUUUUAGGGAGAAAUCGGGGUUCUGCGAGAUUAUUUAGGUUUAGCCGGUUUUUCAUCUGGCAACACUGAAAUUACCUAACAAUAUUUGACAACACACCUCCGGCAUAGAGUAAUAACUAACUACUUUAUUACUCUAUGCAAGAAUCGGGAAACUGAACAUAAACUCACCCGGACUUAACUGAAAAUGCAUACGGAUUUGUCCGCCCAUCUGCACACGCCCGCCUGCAACCAGUUGAUUGAGGAACUCCAGGCUUGCCACAAAAACAACGCAUUCGCCAAAUUCGUGGGCAUUUGCAACUCCAUCGACGACAAGGUGGUAAAGUGUCUCAAGGGCGAACGAAUUGCCCGCUCGGCCGCUAAUCGCGCAAAAGCCCGCGAACGUCAGGCGAAAUACAAGGAAAAGUUGAUCCAGGGCGAGAGUAAUUAG
Messenger RNA from Drosophila gunungcola (fruit fly), 488 nucleotides. RefSeq names its product COX assembly mitochondrial protein 2 homolog. The transcript has 2 exons. Gene Ontology annotation, cellular component: mitochondrion. Lineage: Eukaryota; Metazoa; Arthropoda; Insecta; Diptera; Drosophilidae. The record is from RefSeq and is a predicted model, not a curated record. Bases 246 to 488 code for a protein of 80 amino acids.